Eupeodes corollae is the source of this 489-nucleotide messenger RNA. RefSeq lists its product as uncharacterized. The transcript has a single exon. Lineage: Eukaryota; Metazoa; Arthropoda; Insecta; Diptera; Syrphidae. Gene Ontology annotation, molecular function: nucleic acid binding. The record is from RefSeq and is a predicted model, not a curated record. The coding region runs from base 1 to 489 and encodes 162 amino acids. Gene Ontology annotation, biological process: DNA integration.
AUGAUAACUAAAUUGAGUGAAUUAUUUUUUCGAUAUGGUGAUUGUAAACAACUAGUUUCGAACAGUGGAAUUCAAUUCAUUAGUGCUGAAUUUCAAAGCUUCAUCAAAUCACGUGGAAUCCAACACUUACGAACUACUCAUCCACAAACGAACGGCCAGGUAGAACGUUUCGUGGAUACUCUAAAGCGAUCGUUAAAAAAAAUAAAGCAGGAAGGAACAAGUCAGCAGAAACUUGAAACAUUCCUACAGACUUAUCGUUCUACACCUAAUCAGAAUUUGACUAAUUUUAAAUCGCCAGCAGAAGCAUUCCUUAGUCGUAAAAUAAGAACUUCGUUGGAUUUACUUAAGCGAAAAGAAAAUCCUCCUACAACACGUAACGAAAAACAGAAUAUCCAGUACAAUAAACAUCAUGGUGCCAAGGACAUUUCACUGCAGGUGAUAGUGUCUAUGCCAAAAUUGAUCGCAAUAACAAAGAAUACUGUUUGCUAG